AUGGUUCCAAAGGCAAUGAAGCAUUACAAAGGUGGGCAAGUGUAUCGGCCAACAGAGGCGGAAUGCGCCUCCACUCUUGGAGGACAUGGUUGGCUCGUCGUCGGCAUUGGUUAUAAAGGCAACAAACCUUAUUACAUCAUCAAAAACAGCUGGGGAACUUCAUGGGGUAAGAAAGGCUAUAUUCUUUUCGCUGCUGGACAGAACCUUUGCAGAACGGAAGAGCGAAGCUACGGUGCGCAGAUAUGA
Molecule: messenger RNA, 246 nt
Organism: Gongylonema pulchrum
Lineage: Eukaryota; Metazoa; Nematoda; Chromadorea; Rhabditida; Gongylonematidae
Source: the annotation of a GenBank genome assembly